GGACGUUGGAGUCACAGUCAGGAGGGGCUCUAUAUCAAACAUUAAUUUAAAAACAGCAAGCACUUACAGAAAAACCAAGCCAGCAUGUUCUCCCGCGUCGCAAGACCAACAGCCUCCCUCGUCCGAAGCUUGUCCACCUCAUCCCAGAACAAUGCAAAAGUAGCUGUUCUGGGUGCCUCAGGUGGCAUCGGGCAGCCACUGUCCCUCCUGCUGAAGAACAGCCCUUUAGUAAGCGAGCUGUCCCUCUUUGAUAUCGCCCACACUCCUGGAGUGGCUGCUGACCUCAGUCACAUCGAGACCAGAGCCCAUGUCAAAGGGUACAUUGGAGCAGAUCAGCUGGGUGAUGCACUGAAAGGCUGUGAGGUUGUCGUCAUCCCUGCUGGCGUCCCAAGGAAACCUGGUAUGACCCGUGAUGAUCUGUUUAACACCAAUGCAACCAUUGUGGCCACACUCGUUGAUGGCUGUGCCCGUCACUGCCCUCAAGCCAUGAUCUGCAUCAUUUCAAACCCAGUGAACUCCACUAUCCCAAUCACAUCAGAGGUGAUGAAGAAACAUGGCGUCUACAACCCCAACAAAAUCUUUGGCGUCACAACGUUGGACAUUGUCAGGGCAAACACUUUUGUUGCUGAGCUCAAAGGCCUUGAUCCCGCCAGAGUCAAUGUACCCGUUGUUGGAGGUCAUGCUGGAAUAACCAUCAUUCCUCUCAUUUCACAGUGCACUCCUAAGGUUGAGUUCCCUGCAGAUCAGCUCUCUGCUUUGACAGGCAGGAUCCAGGAAGCAGGAACUGAGGUUGUGAAGGCUAAAGCUGGUGCAGGCUCUGCCACUCUGUCCAUGGCCUAUGCUGGAGCCAGGUUCACAUUCUCCCUCCUCGAUGCCAUGAAUGGAAAAGAGGGUGUUGUUGAAUGCUCAUUUGUGAGAUCUGAGGAAACCGAAUGCAAAUAUUUCUCUACACCUCUUCUGCUCGGGAAAAAUGGCAUUGAAAAGAACCUUGGCCUUGGGAAGCUCUCUGCAUUUGAGGAGAAGCUUGUGGCUGAUGCCAUGACUGAGCUGAAGGGCUCCAUCAAGAAAGGAGAAGACUUUGUAGCAAACAUGAAGUGAUCUGCGACUGGUGCACUACCUGUGAAAUGUCAUUUAUUUAUGAAGCUGAGUCGUCAUUCAUCAACAGGGUUCCCAAAAUAUGUAUUUUCAUCAUGCUCAAAGAUGCAGAUUAAAUUGGUCCAAACCAGCCAUCAAUAAAAACGGUUUAUCAACUGAGCUAAAUCUUUUGCUUUUAAGUUCACACCAUUCAUAAUGUUGCUAUUUUUCUUUGAGGUCUUGACCUGUGUUCUGUUGUUGUUGAUAAAAAAAAAAGCACUUUGAACGACUCUUAAAUCAAUGUGAAUGAGUUUUACAUAAACAGAAAUGGCUCUGAGUAA
Danio rerio (zebrafish) is the source of this 1415-nucleotide messenger RNA. RefSeq names its product malate dehydrogenase 2, NAD (mitochondrial) (gene mdh2). The record is from RefSeq and is marked provisional. Lineage: Eukaryota; Metazoa; Chordata; Actinopteri; Cypriniformes; Danionidae. Gene Ontology annotation, molecular function: L-malate dehydrogenase (NAD+) activity; oxidoreductase activity; oxidoreductase activity, acting on the CH-OH group of donors, NAD or NADP as acceptor. Gene Ontology annotation, biological process: malate metabolic process; tricarboxylic acid cycle.